AUGAGCACCAAGAAACGGAGACGCUCUGAAGUGGUAGAUCCAGAGUUAGAGAUGAGCACAAAUCGGGUGUGUAGGAUCACGUACCAUGUCGACGAACGAGUGUUCGAUCGCGUCUUCAAUGAGGACAGCCUUGAUGAUAUGCGCGCUGUUAUUCUCAAGAAACUGGGGUUACCUGAUGCACAGCUGGGACUGUCUCAGCUUCGCGAUGACACUGAAGUGGAUCUCGAAGAUGAUGAUGACUUCACGUCCCUAAAAGCACAGGCUCAAGUUGACAAUCGUAUUGAUGUGCUUGUUACGGUACUGGAUGCUCCUGUUGACUGGUCCUUCUCACGCUCUGCGACACCCGCGCCGGAUGUGCCGUUCGAGCAAGGGCGGUCGGUGGAGCCGGUGGCGGCAACACGCCGUCGAUCCCUAUCCUUCGGGAAUCAAAGCCGCCCAUCUUUGCCUGCCGUUGCCAAUCUCAUGCGCGCAAAAAACCUAAUACCUCAUGGUGCUGCUGGUUUUGACGACGACGACGAUAACGCCGAUGAAGAGCGCGAGGAGCCAACUCUGGGCGAGCGCGCCAACCGAGCCAAGAAAAGGAUCAGCAUGGGUUUACAGGAUGUUAGCCGUGCGGCCGUGCAGGUUACGGCAAUGAUUCAAGACACUGCGAAGAAACCUGUGCCUUCGGGGAAGAACAUUACUCGUCCGACGAAGUCGACCGCGAAUGCUGCGAAAGACAACAGCCUUGUUCAAGAAGCUGAAACCUCUAUGACUAGUCUGGUACAUACUGCUGUACAGGCUGGACAGACCGCUGCUACUGCUGUGAAAGAGCUUGGUCGCAAGGCUGCGAAUACUGUAGCCGACGCUACAACGGCUACGAAGCGUGCAAUACAGCCUGUAGAAGAGGAACCUCCAGCGAAGCGACGGAAGAAGAAGCACAAUCCUCAAGAUACGGAUACUCCGGCACAAGACGCAGUCAGACCGGUCGAACCGCCUACGAAGGAGAAGCUGAAAGCUCGAAAACGGAAAAACGACCUCCCUGUCCCCCUCGAAAACACCCCCACAGAGCCACCUCCGAAGGAACCAGCCCCCAUAGGCGACGGACCUCAGCCGAAGGAAAAACGAAAGAGGAAGAAGAAACUAUCUGAACCCGCCGAAGCUACAGCUCCCACACCUAUAACCCUGGCCCCCAGACCAGAGGGGGCAGCCUCCGGGGCAGACGUGUCCUCUCUCGACCCCGUAGCUCGGAUUCUUGCUCGUGAAGCGAUGCGGAAGAAACAGCAGGAGGACAAGCAAGCUGAACAAGAUAAGAAGAAGGCUGAAAAAUCGGCUGGAUCAGACGCGAAGCCUUCCGAGAAGAAGAAGCCUAAAGGGGUUGAGAAGACUGGGGGCGCACAACCGAAUCAGGAGGGCGAAAGCGAUCAAACUCCCCUUACAUCGACGGAACCUGUGAAUGGAGUGGCUCUUGAUGGCGUUGUGGCGCACGCGGAGCCCGCAAUUACUGGUGCUGCUGGGGGAAGAAAGGACAAAAAGAAACGCGCGAAAAAGUCCAAUGCAGAUUUCACUGGAGCUGAACCCCCUGUGGAUGAUGCAGCACAUCAAACCGUGCCUGAGCAGGAACUGAAGAAACCCAACAAGAAAAAGAAAGAUGCUUCACAGGAACAACCUCCAAACAGCCCCGCCAACAACUCAGUGCGCUCUCCGGACCAGCCUCAAAGCAAUGAAUCACGGAUUGACGCCGUUGUCCACGUUCGGCCAAAGAGGAAACAGGGAGCGAGAGCCGAAAGAAUCGAAGCUGCGCAGAAAAAGAUCAUUCCGUCGAUAGAACCUCAUUCCAAGGAACGGGAAGUUGACGAAGGAGAAGUGCACGUGGAGGUACAUGGCAACAAUCAUGAGGCUCCCAUCAACACUACAACUCUGACAGACACACCCCGACCUUCACCAUUUUUAGAACGUCUCGUUCAAACAAGCACUCCUACUCAACAUACACCCAUACCCCGCCGUUCACCAAUUAAUUGUCUUGGUUUUCCCGCGCAACUCCUGCGCCUUAAUCCUGUCGCAUCGGGAACUCCUACGAGCGCAUCCGGCCGAUUUCAGACCGCCCUUGCUCGUGCUGCGAUGUCCAUCGGUGACGAAGCUGUCCCGGAUGAUAUCACCAACUUUAGUCAACCUUUAUCGAAUUCGCAGCCUUCAGUCCCCAGGAUACUUGAGACCCCUUGUACCUCUACAUCGAAGGGCAAACUAAUGCGCCCUCUAUCCCAACUUCCUCGACCAAGUCUCACAAAGACGCCCGGGUGGAACAGUGGGUCAUCGAGCCCCACCGGUCCACCGGUUCCUAGCCCUGCUGCUGUUGUCGCCCCGGCAUCAAAAGUCCGUGACCCAAGACACGCCCCAACUAGCCCUUCACUCGGUGCUCGUACCCCUCCGCCACCUGUUAGUUCUUUGCCCACAUGGACUCACUUGCCCCAAGAUCCCAGCCCAGCAACGGAAUCCUCCGCCUCACUAGUGGACCAGUUGCGCAGCAGCUCAGCUGCUCUCGGCGAGGAAAUCUCUCGGCCUGAUAGUACCGUUACCCGAGACGAAGAAAUGGAGGUUGAGCUUGCCACUCAAGGAGAGCGUUUUGAUUUCUUGGACCGACUGGACGUACAGAUGGAGGACAGUACAACCAGUUCACGGACAAAGGCUGAUGACGAUGCAAAUGAUACCGAUGAUGAAGACUUGACUGCCCCACGGGUCAUCAGCUCUAAUGUUCUAGCGCCACCCGCUCCGAUUAUCGGCAGCGUAAAUCAGGAGUCACGCCGACCCUCCCAAGAACAGCAACGGAGAGGCAGCCAACAGAGCAAGCCCAAAUCUGAUUCGUCCCUCGUCUCCUAUCCUUCCAUCCCGACACCGAAAGCAGCCAGUCAACCGCUCUUCCGUCCAGACACACAACUUCCUUCUCAAUUCCAAUCGUUGCCUGCCAGCUCGCAGGAGGAUACGGGGGUCUUUGGCCUGGCGAGCCAGUAUAUUGGUCUAUCUCAACUGAGCAAAGACAAGUUGCGUCAAAGCAUGUCUCAAAACUCGGCGACGAACACUCGCAGGGCGACAUCGACGCCCAAGCUCAACGUGAAGCCGAAAGAACUGGAGAGUGAGACUGACGAGGAAGACGACGAGGAAGACGACAGUGACGUGGAGCAGAGCAUACUUCCCAGGGACCGACUCGCUGGAGCUAAAAAGGCAGGAAAGGGCAGAGCGGCUGCCAAGUUUUUCUAG
Dacryopinax primogenitus is the source of this 3234-nucleotide messenger RNA. RefSeq lists its product as uncharacterized. Bases 1 to 3234 code for a protein of 1077 amino acids. NCBI's taxonomy places the organism in Eukaryota, Fungi, Basidiomycota, Dacrymycetes, Dacrymycetales, Dacrymycetaceae. The transcript has 4 exons. The record is from RefSeq and is a predicted model, not a curated record.